AUGACGAAGGUGGAAAAGAAAAUGAAAUCACAUAAAGCUGUCGUUGACCCUCCUAGCAAUCUCACUCAUCCCGAUGUUGAACUUUCUCUAAAGGGGAGCGAGGAUUCGAAGACCUCCGGCACUGUUGCGGCCUUGGUUGCAAGGGAAAGUGGCGGUCCCGCCGACGAUGUCCAUAAGAAGAUUCAACGAGCUGAUCGAUUCGGCGUACCCGUCCAGUUAUCUGAGCAAGAAAAGCGUAAUUCUAGGGCUGAGAGGUUUGGCACUGCACCGAGCUCAAUUGGAUCAGAAGCAUCUAAGCAAUCAGAGGAAUUGAGGAGAAAGGCUAGGGCAGAGAGGUUUGGGAUUACUGCACCCUCUACAGCUACUGAUGAGGAUGCGAAGAAGAAAGCUCCUCUUGCCAGAUUUGCACCAUAUUCCAAACCUGAUUCAGUAGAAGAAGUAAAAAGAAAAGCAAGGGCAAUCAGGUUUUCAAACCCUUCUAAUUCGUUAUCUCAGGAGAAUGGAAAGGGCAAUCUUGAGCCAGUAAGGCCUUGUUUGUUGUUUUCCUGACGAAUUUCUUUGAUAGGA
Hibiscus syriacus is the source of this 567-nucleotide messenger RNA. RefSeq names its product protein MODIFIER OF SNC1 11-like. Gene Ontology annotation, biological process: poly(A)+ mRNA export from nucleus. Lineage: Eukaryota; Viridiplantae; Streptophyta; Magnoliopsida; Malvales; Malvaceae. The transcript has 5 exons. The record is from RefSeq and is a predicted model, not a curated record. Gene Ontology annotation, cellular component: nucleus. The coding region runs from base 1 to 549 and encodes 182 amino acids.